CACACACACACACACACACAUGCUUGCUUUCAUUUCUCUUGUCACACAUCGUGUCCCAGCGUGGCCUGAUCCCACUCAUCUUCCCCUUCCUCGCCCUCCUCAUCUCCCUCCCUCAUACCCCCUCAGAUCUCUGCAUCCCACCAAGCCAAGUCCAAAAGAAAGAUGGAGCAGCAAGCCAUGAGCCAGCCACGCACAACGCCACCCAAGCCACUGACCACGACACCAGAGGACCCCGUGUGGUUUGUGUUUGGCGGUCUCGGCAGCGAGUGGUCCGAUGCGGGAAGGCAGCUGCUGCAGCUCCCGCGGUUCGCUCGCAUUGUCGACAACUUCCAGCAGGCAUAUAAGGACGUGUGCCCACGCCGUGCGCAGCUCAAUCCUUUCCCACAGCUCCUCACUGCAGAGCACAUCCGCACGGCAAGCAGCGACGAUGCACAAACACGCACCCCUGCUAUGGAGCACGACACCACCACCCGCGACGCCACUAGCAGCAAGGCCUCCGACCUCGAAGCUGCAAAGCCAGGCGACACAACAUCUGAUGCUCCGCCUCCUCAGAACAACCCCAACACCAUCGUCAACAGCAGCAGAUGGUCGUCUCUGACGUGGCCGGCCGAGGACGAUGAGGACGUGGUGUCGCAGCGCGAGGCCCUGCUUGACAUGCUGCUGCGUGUUGUUGGCAUGGAGGUGUGCAUGGUCGACUACCUGGGCGAGCUCGGCGUGCACCCGGCCGGCGCCAUCGGCCACGGUGUUGGCGACGUUGCGUGCGCAUAUGCCCUGCAGCGCAUGAGCCACCACGUUGUCGUGCACGCCCUCAUCGGUCUGGCGUACUGCGCACCCAUGGACACCACAAAGGCGGUGGUGCUUGUGAGUGCAUCACCACGGCACGUGAUGUACCACUGGUCCCGUGAGUUUGAGGUGGUGGCGGACAACUCGCCCUUCUCGUGUUCCCUGCUGGUUGACCGCGACCGCGUGAGCAGCCUGCGCUCGGCCAUGGAUGCCGCCGCCAUCGACACACGGACCGUCGACACGUGCGGCAGCACCAUGCACGUGCCAGAGCACGCACGCGACGUGGAGCAGCGUGCAAAGGCGUUUCUGGACGACCCGGCACACGAAGCGUUGGCCCGCUGGUGUCAGCGGCGCCACUCCCGCUGGCUGUGCGUGUCACGCAGCACGGAGGAGCACUACAAGAUGACGUGCACGUUCAACGACAUCCUGCUCAGCAUGCUGCGGAAGGUGGAGUUCUACGGUGCUGCAAGCGUCAUCCCUCCGGAAGCAACCGCGCUUGACAUAUCGGCAAGCGGCAUGCUCACUGCGCUGACACGCGAGUCGCGGUGUCGCCUCUUCGUGCCGCCCCCACAACCGCCGUAUGUGCCACCGCCGCCAAUCCGCGAGCGCUCCUCCCGUGCCAGCAUCGCCAGCAGCAGCAGCAGUGGCAGCCGUGGCAGUGGCAUGGGUGGUGCGAGUGGCGGCAAUUGCAGUGACGCGAGCAAUCGCAGUGAUGCGAGCAAUGGUAACGGCGGUGGUAGUGGAGGAAGUGGAGGUGGUGGCAACGUGCAUCGGCGCCGUCGCAGCCGAAGACAGCCAAGCAUGGUGUUUGCACCAGGCGCAUUCAGGGACGUGGUGGUGCCGGUGCAAGUGCGAGAGGAAGGCACCGCACAGCAGCAGACGGGCGAAGAACGUGGGGCCAAGUUGGGGGUGGGGGCACAGGAGCAAGUGCAGGACGAUGGGGUGAGAGCAGAGGGGCAAGAGGAGAACGAAGGAAAGCAGCAGCCGCAAACAACGCGCAACUCAAGGACGUCAGCAACGGGAAUGACAACGGCGGCUGUGGUGGCAGGAGAGACGGUGACGCGGGCGAGCAGCGUGGCGCCUCUUGCAGCCCCGUUGGAUGAAAAUGCGUCCGAGCGAAUGCGGGCGGAGCGUGAGAAGCGGUGGCGAGCAAUGGCAGCGGCACCACACCUCUUUGUCGAGUUCCAGGAGCUUGGGCCCACGCUACAGGUGAUGGCACGCGAUGAACCUGGCCUGCAUCGGCUCAAGGCCGCGUUGGAUGCAGUGCACGCACACGACGAAGCGCUCACUCGCGUGCUGUCGCAGCAGCAGGAGCAAGGGAAAGAGAAGCAGCAAGAGCAAGGGGAAGAGAAGCAGGGGGAGGAAGAAGAAGAACACAGUGACGCGAAGGGGAAGGAGGGGGAGGAAGAAGAAGAACACAGUGACGCGAAGGGGAAGGAGGGGGAGGAGGGAUUGGACAGAGAGCAACUGCGCGAGCCAAUGCAGCGUGUGGGAAGUGAGGUGCAAGGUGCAGCCGAUGUGAUGCCCGGUGCUCAUGUUGCUGGAGAUGGUGAAUGAUGCUGUGUGUGCGUGUGUUGGCUGCGAUGUUGUCACAGCAGUGGCGUUGUCAUUGGCGCGCUUCAUGCCCUCCUUGACCGUGUACUGCUCAGUGCUUUGCUGUGUGAUCAUCACCAUUAAAAUUAUUGCAAUCAUCACCAUCACCAUCACCGUCACCAUUCUCAUUGUCGC
Messenger RNA from Salpingoeca rosetta, 2511 nucleotides. RefSeq lists its product as uncharacterized. The record is from RefSeq and is a predicted model, not a curated record. The transcript has a single exon. Bases 163 to 2340 code for a protein of 725 amino acids. NCBI's taxonomy places the organism in Eukaryota, Choanoflagellata, Craspedida, Salpingoecidae. Gene Ontology annotation, biological process: fatty acid biosynthetic process. Gene Ontology annotation, molecular function: fatty acid synthase activity.